Labeo rohita (rohu) is the source of this 6395-nucleotide messenger RNA. RefSeq names its product leucine rich repeat containing 4C, genome duplicate a (gene lrrc4ca). Gene Ontology annotation, molecular function: cell-cell adhesion mediator activity. Gene Ontology annotation, biological process: regulation of axonogenesis; synaptic membrane adhesion; modulation of chemical synaptic transmission. Lineage: Eukaryota; Metazoa; Chordata; Actinopteri; Cypriniformes; Cyprinidae. Bases 1643 to 3586 code for a protein of 647 amino acids. The transcript has 4 exons. The record is from RefSeq and is a predicted model, not a curated record. Gene Ontology annotation, cellular component: glutamatergic synapse; postsynaptic density membrane; plasma membrane.
UACACAAUCACACACGCACAUGUGUGCGUCAAACAGGCGCUACAGACCUGUCCGAACGCGCGCACACCCCCUCGUCAUAUAAUCUAUAGCGUUCAGGGUUAUUGCACUCGACCAAUCAUUGGUAAGAUGGAAAAAGAUUAUUGGACCAUUGACUUUUACGCAUCCAAGAAGACGCCGGUGAGGACAGUAAGAAGAGUGAGACUUUGGGCUGAGGGCUACAUCAAUACGCGUUAGAAGAUUCUUGGUGUCACCAGCGGAGCGCGCUGAGCCGAUACCCACGGAGAGCCGCGCGUCAUUGGGCGCUCACACUAGAACUUCAUUCACCGACGAGAUCUCGACGUAUUCGACGGGUCUCACCUCUUUAGAUGUUCCUGCUCGCGGGGUGACUCACUUGUAGCUGUCCUCCGUGCGCUGCGUAAUUCUACGGCUUGGCGCGGAGCGCAGCAUCAUUCGCGUGGAUUUUCAUCGCGUCAUUGGAUUGCUUUUUGCCGGAGUUCAGUUGAACUGUAUUGAGUAUCUGCUGGGAUGUAGCUUUUGAUGAAUACCUCGUCUGUGACAAGUUCAUACGCGUUUGAAAAGGAACUACGACUGUCUGUCAUCUAACUAUACAAGGGAUUUGACUCACAUUUGGCGCAUUUUCAUCCACUUUCCUUAAAAAAGAAACUUGGAGGAUUUUGUCCUUUUUUUCGCCCUUUCCAGAUGAUGCCGAUGGUCUUGGAUAGGAUUGAUAUACGAAUAUUUGCGUUUGCCAACGCACGAGGCUCCUCUCUCAAGGCAUUCCGUAGGACAUAAUCACAUUUCAAGGAAAUAAGCAUCUUGAAAUCCGCACUGGGCUGUGAGUAGAAAUCUAAUCAGAUCGGGUGCGUAAAGGAGGAAGAAAAGUUCCGUUUUAAACCAUGACUGUGGAAUAAGAACAUCAGCGGGCUGCGUUUAUGGUCUGUUGAAGACUGGGAUGAAGAAGAAGAUGCAGGGAAUGGUCCACCUCAGGGAUAAAACCCAUCUAGAUGCAUACUGGCUGAAUGUGAAACCCCAAAUCUGCCAAGAAUGACACGCAAAACCGGGGAGACGACGAUUUAAUUGAUUUAUCAGCAGGAAAAAAAGACUUGCUACACCGGAUUUUUGAUGAUGCGGGGCAAGAAAGCAUCGAGAUAUCUGCUCUAGAGGCACUCGUCCAUAUGAUGGCAUUGACAGGAAAAGCGAAUGGAUAUACAGGAGCGAAUUUCUUCUCAUUGAAAGCUUGUGAAUAGCUUGGAUAGCCCAAAGUACACGCUGAAGAACAUUUCAUUCGCUGCGCGCUUCGUUGCUUGAGAAUUGCGGAUGGAUUUUCCUGUUUUGGAAGGGAACGGAACCCUCAUUUUGCCUGCGAUUUGAACCUCACAGAUUGAGAAACUGUUUGGACUUUCAUUCUGACGGCACCCAUCCACUGCAGAGGAUCCAUUGGUGAGCAAGUGAUGCAAUGCUAAUUUCUUCAGAUCCGUUUUGAUAAACAAACUCAUCUACAUCUUGGAUGACCUGAAGGGCGAAGCCAGCUAGCGAAACCGAGCGUGAAGAUGUCCAGAAACUGCUGGCACUGUGGAAGACUUGGCAGUUCGGCCUAAUAAAACCAUUCCCAAAGAGUGGAGAACGUGUCAGCGAAUUAUGAAUGAUAAACAAGAUGACCUCCUCCCUGAUGCAGCAGACGAUGAGAGGUCCUAGGUGGAACCGGGCCCUGUCCGACCCAUUGUUCGUGCUGUCACUGGCCCUGCAGCUUCUGGUGGUGGCUGGCCUGGUGCGAGCGCAGACCUGCCCCUCCGUCUGCUCUUGUAGCAACCAGUUCAGCAAGGUCAUCUGUACGCGACGUGGCCUUCGAGAUGUCCCCGAUGGUAUUUCCACCAACACAAGGUACCUGAACCUUCAGGAAAACCUCAUCCAGGUGAUCAAGGUUGACAGCUUCAAGCAUCUAAGGCACUUGGAGAUCCUGCAGCUCAGCAAGAACCACAUCCGCAACAUUGAAAUCGGAGCUUUCAAUGGGCUGGCUAACCUCAACACUCUGGAGCUCUUCGAUAAUCGUCUAACCACAAUCCCCAAUGGGGCUUUCGAGUACCUGUCCAAACUUAAAGAGCUUUGGUUGAGGAAUAACCCUAUCGAGAGUAUACCCUCGUAUGCCUUCAACCGCGUACCAUCGCUGCGAAGGCUGGACUUGGGCGAGCUGAAAAGGCUCUCGUAUAUCUCAGAAGGUGCCUUUGAAGGCCUCAGCAACCUGCGGUACCUGAACCUGGGCAUGUGCAACUUGAAGGAGAUUCCCAACCUCAUUCCUCUUGUCCGUUUGGAUGAGUUGGAGAUGUCAGGAAACCAGCUGUCUAUAAUUAGACCAGGGUCUUUCAAAGGCCUCGUCCACUUACAGAAACUGUGGAUGAUGCAUGCGCAGAUCCAGACGAUUGAGAGAAAUGCCUUCGAUGAUCUUCAGUCGCUCGUGGAGCUCAAUUUGGCCCACAAUAACCUUACCCUCCUGCCCCAUGACCUCUUUACCCCACUACACCAUUUGGAAAGGGUACACUUGCACCACAACCCCUGGAACUGCAACUGUGACAUCCUCUGGCUCAGUUGGUGGCUGAAGGAAAUGGUGCCGGCCAAUACCAGUUGCUGCGCCCGCUGCGCAUCACCUGCCAGCCACAAAGGGCGCUACAUCGGCGAACUCGACCAGAACUAUUUCCAUUGUUAUGCACCAGUGAUCGUGGAGCCACCAGCGGACCUGAACGUGACUGAGGGCAUGGCAGCAGAACUGAAAUGUCGAGCGAAUUCUUUGACCUCAGUCAGCUGGAUCACACCCAACGGGUCCAUCAUGACGCAUGGGGCGUACAAGGUACGCAUUUCCGUGCUCAACGAUGGGACGUUAAACUUUACAAAUGUCACAAUGCAGGACACAGGAACGUACACUUGUAUGGUAAGCAACUCCGCAGGCAACACAACAGCAUCGGCUACGCUCAACGUGUCCUCGACAGAGAACAGCACCUUCAGUUACUUCACUACAGUUACCGUCGAGACCACAGAAGCGGCACAUGAUGAGGGCCACCCGACGGUACAGCAGAAGAGUGGCCCCACUCCUUCUUCUGGAAUCUGGGAGACCUUACCACCUUCCUUUACCACCACUACCACGACAGCACGGACACCGUUGUCCACCAAGGCCACUGACAAGACCUACACCAUCCCGGUCACAGCCCUGAUUGAUGGCUCCCUCAACACCUUGGAUGAGGUCAUGAAGACCACAAAGAUCAUCAUUGGUUGCUUUGUGGCCAUCACCCUGAUGGCGGCCGUCAUGCUGAUCAUAUUUUAUAAAAUGCGCAAACAGCAUCACCAGCAGAACCACCACGCACCGACGCGAACCAUCGAGAUCAUCAACGUGGACGAGGAUUGUGUAACGGGUGGACCUACCAUGGAGGGCCACCUCGCCCUUCCGCCACUGGAGCAUGAGCACCUGAAUCAUUACAACGCCUACAAGACUGCGUACAACCAUGCCUCCACCAUCAAUUCUAUACACAGCUCUGCCCACGAACCUUUGCUAAUUCGGGCCAGCUCAAAAGACAAUGUACAAGAAACCCAGAUCUGAACUGCUUUUCAUAAUGGGGAUUAAACGAAGAAAAAAAAGACUUCUAAAACUCUUAAGGAACAGUAAGUGACAUAUCGAUUUUGAAGAUUGUCGAAACAAAGACACAGUAGACCGAUGCAAGACGUAUGAGAAGGAUGUUGACAGGUAGAAAAGGACAUUGGGAGUCGGGUGUACGUCAACAGUUUCAAAAGUGUCUUUACAUAACAGAAGUUAUUUAUUUAAGGAAAAUAACUAUUGUGGUUUAAUCAAGAAAAGAUGUAAUCUGCAAUUAUUUUUCCAGCAAUUAUUUCUCCAUGUUUUUUAAUGUUAUUUUAAGGGUUGUUGGUUUACUAAUAUGCUUUUAAACUCUGUUUAAAUCUAUUGCUCUGUAUGUGAGGACCCAAGUCAUUUCCAGAUGAAUCUGAAACUUCCCAUCUUUCUGAAAUCUCAAGAUUUACAUUUAAUGUUAAUACUUUCGGUCUAAAUGAUUCAUUUCACGACUCCCCUCAAUUAGAGAUAUUUGACCAUAUCACAUUAUUUAGUUAUCCUUGCUGAAAAAGAGGUUUUUACUGGCCAUUGUUGGUCUCCUAGCCUUGUCAGGUCCAUCUGUUGGCUGGUUUUAGAGGUGUUUUGGGCAAUUUUAAACUGGACAGGCUGGAAGACAAGCUUAAUUUUUCAACAGGGAUGGCUGCUACAAAUUACAUGCAGAUGUAUACCUGGCUUUUCCACCCUAAAAUUUAGAACAAGGAGCCCUGGAAACGUGUCCCCAUUUAAAACCAGGCCAAAUGUCAUGAGCACAUGUCUAUUUGAUGCAUGCAGGGCAAUUUCAAACAAUUUCUGUGCUCGGAACAAAAGAUUUAUGGAUUAAGUUAGCAUUUGGGGAUGCUCUUAAAUACAUGUUGAGGCAUCUCAAGUUUUUAAAACUGUUUUCUCCAUUUUCUUUCUCAGAGAACAUAGCAUUUUGGGUUCCUGUGGAAGUUCAUCCUUGAUACCCUACUAAAGUUUCCCAAUAUUCAUAUCACAGAUGCAGCACACUAAUUCUAAGCCAAAUUCUACAGUAUACGGGCAGGGGGCUGAAGAUUCUAGGCCUUUAUUUGAAGGCGGACAGAGUGGAAAUGUGGCAGAAGCAUAGAGCUGGUACUGACGUAGCACCAUUUCCAUUUCAAUCCAUUUGCUCACCAUGGAUACAGUCGAAUGAAUUCAUUCUGGAAUGGUCUAAAAGCCAGACACAGACCCCUAAAUAAGUGGGCAAAGUCAGUGCGGCUCAGAUCUAAGGCUUCCAAAGAUGCCACAGGUGUGUCUUUAGAGAUUCCGUGAACCGAUUGUCUUUUUUUCCCCCUUCUCGCUAGUUCUUUUUUCUUGAAUUCUUUCAUAUUCUAUCUUCCAUCAUUCUGUGCUGUCAAUCUUUUUAGACAGUUAUGCAAUUCUUUUUUAACUUUUAAAUCGUAUUCAGUCACUUUAGUUUAUUUUCGGUACAGACCGAGGAUGAUACAUCCAUCUUCGGCUUUACACACGCAAUGGCCUUUGGCUGUAGGGGGAAUGACUUGACAUUAUGAAUUAAUUUAUGAAAUCAGAAUGGCCUGAGACGGUCACUAUAGAAACCAAUGACCUUGGACGGGGUUGGGGGGAGCAGGGAGUAGCCGACAGACAUUGGCUUGACUCUUUAAAUGUAUUCAGAGUCAAAUGGGAGAGCGAGGCUGGGUGAAAGAGCCAAAGUGGACUCAUUUGAAGUGCAUCAUUUAAUCUAUAAAGCAAUCUAGAGGUCUAUAGGUUAUCUGAAUUAAACCAGUAAACCUGUGACAUUUUAUUCAGAUUCGUAGCUUUCGUUUUGGAUAUUCAUAAUUCAUGCAAAGCGCACAGGGGACUGACAAGGGGAUUUUUCUCUCGCGUUUCUGGUCUUAAUACAGAUGCCGACUGAUACCAUGUGGCAUUUGGUGAACUUUUCCGUAUCAUAUUUUGAUCACACACCAGAUGCACUCUGAUUUUUAAAGAUCUAAUGCAAUUACGCUUGUCAGCUUUGCUAUUUCACAUCAUUACGAAAAGUUUUUGAGCGUACCUCCUGCCCACUAGAAGCAAAGGCCAUCUGGUACAUUUUCUAAUCAAGAUAUCAAAGCGUGCAAAAAAAGACUGUUCUUCAUCUGAAUAUGCUGCUCUUUCAAAUCUCAGUUCAUUUCCUUGUCUUUCUGGAUUUAGUUUGCGUUGUCACUGAAAUUGAUGUCAAUCCGAACAUGAAGCGAAAACAAAAUUCUUAGCGUCAAUGGAGUUUAGCACAAAAGUAAACCAAGUCAUUGGGUUUUCAGUUGCGUUUUAUUUAUUUUAAGGAUUUGAAUCAUUGUCUUAAAUUGUUAUAAUUUUUGAAAAAGGUCUUUGUCGUUUUUUAUAAUAUGAUCAAUUUUUUUGACUUAUUGUGAUUUUAUUUUUUUCUGUAUGUUUGUUCGGUCCCAUCAUGCAAACACAUCUGUGUUUUGGGUUUCAGUUUAGGAGUGAACGAGAUGCUUUUCUCUCUGUUUCACGUAACUUCUUUCUUUUCGUCUCUGAGAGGGAAUGCUGUUCUAGUGGUAGAUUUCUAUAAAAAUACAUUUUGAAAAUAAAAACAAAAAAAAGAAAAAAACAAACAAAAACUUUUUAAACUUUAAUUUUACAUGUGCCAACCUGUUCUAAAAGAUUUAAAAAAAGAGAGCGAGAUAUGCUGUAAAAGACGACUGGAUUGAUUUUCAUGUAAACAUUAUUUCAUGACCUUUAAAAAAAAGAUGGAGAUCGAUUAUAGAAAUCAGAGUUUGUAGUUCAUACACAAGAUAAGGUUACAAAUAAACUAUCAUUGUCUUUUCUC